UCAGUGAAGUGGAACAGAAACCAACUGUUUCUUCGCAGUCGCAUGCUACAGAAGACCAGAGGUGUUAACUCCUGGAACGCAUUUGUCAAAGCCCAACUCAAGGAUGAAAAUGAAGGUCAGUGCAGAGGCGAUCGCACAAAACUUACGGCCUUCAUCGCAGAAAACAAGGCCACGUUACUCCGAGAUUAUCGCAAGCUAACCUUUGCUGAAAAGCAAGCUUACAAUGCCUGUGUUCUCGAGGAUCGCCAAGAAAAGAACCGUACUGCACGCUCAAACCCAAAGGCCGUCAAACAUGAUGUGAAUGCAGCAUUCACAUCCAUGGAUCAUGAGGUAUGUCGCAACACCACCACUAAUACAACUGAAAUUUAUCCUCAGUGGAUGGGUCUCCAUGCACGCACUGGUCUGGAGGGGUUUUAUGUGGCAGUACACGGCAGAAUUGAAGAUCUUGCAGAACCAAAGAUUUUUUUUACAGAGAAAUCUCAAAAAUUUGUUCGGGAUGUGCUAGGCAUUGAGCCACAGCAUCUCGGACUGAAGCUGGAAGCAUUCGUGAUUAGCAAGCUUGAUGAACAUGUAACACUUAACUGUCAAUGGCUGCUCAACAAACUUAUUAGUGAAUGCCGUGAACUUAUCCAAGAUAACCUUGAAUUUAUCUUAAUGGAAAAGAAUGUGUCAGGCAAAGUCAAAAUGAAUUAUACAAACUACGAGCGCGCUAUAGUAGAACGUCAUGGUGUCGAGCUAACUAAGUGGCCCUUGCCGGGGGGGUGA
Molecule: messenger RNA, 765 nt
Organism: Suillus paluster
Lineage: Eukaryota; Fungi; Basidiomycota; Agaricomycetes; Boletales; Suillaceae
Exons: 5
Source: RefSeq, a predicted model, not a curated record